Daphnia magna is the source of this 2166-nucleotide messenger RNA. Its product is annotated as monocyte to macrophage differentiation factor 2-like. Gene Ontology annotation, cellular component: membrane. The record is from RefSeq and is a predicted model, not a curated record. Bases 463 to 1392 code for a protein of 309 amino acids. The transcript has 5 exons. NCBI's taxonomy places the organism in Eukaryota, Metazoa, Arthropoda, Branchiopoda, Diplostraca, Daphniidae.
UAACCUUGGAAAUAUUAUAGAAGACGCGUGGUGGCCAUGGAGUCUGGUAGUGUGUACUGUGUAGUAUAAAAUGCACGCGAAACAACUUUCUCCUUUUAUUCACCAACUGUAGAAGUGCUUCUUAGUUGUUUUUAAAGAAACUAAUUAGUUAAAAUGUAGAUGAGCCCGAAUCAACUUGAACAGUCGCUUAACGAAAUUCCUACUAGUUGCCACAGGUAGAUCUACGUUAUUUUAUACUAAGUAAUGAUUACGGAAGCCAAUGGAAAUUGAGUUGACCAUUUGUAUUAUACUCAUUUGCAUUUAUGUAUCUUUGUUUGUUGCACGUGUAGCAACAAAUUCAAAACCAGGAAGGCAUCUCACAUGUUCUGCCAGAAUUCUUUUGGAGGAACGUUCAUGAUAUAUAUAUCUUUAGAUCACUACAAACAAAUGAAUUGUGGUGAAACAUAACUGUUGAUUUCAAGAAUGCCAGCUUCAUCAAAUUCUGUAAGUGAAAAAAAUUACACUGCCACCUGGCCAAAACUUCAUGGCUAUCACCAGUACAGUUUGAAAAUAUUAUCAUCGUUGAGAGCUUCACUGCCAACAAAGUUGCAAUGGAAGAACGCUCCAGCAAAACCAACAGAAGCCUACCAACCAACAUUCAUAGAGCAAAUAGCUAAUAUUAUCUCACAUGGGGUAUGUAUUUUGCCUGCAGUAUAUGCCACAUGGUUAUUGAUUCAACGUGCUUCAACGCCUACCCAGUUCUGGGCUGGUCUUAUUUACGGAAUUGCCUUGGUCUUGCUUUUCACGGUCUCUGCUGCGUUCCACACAACCUGUUGCAUGUGCAGCAAUAGCAAGUAUCCACAGUACACCGUGUUAUUUCUGUUUGUUCUACUUAAGUUUCUGUGUUUUGAAAAUAGAAUUCGUGAAGUCUUGCAUCGGGGAGAUCGAGCUAUGAUAUAUAUCUUCAUUGCCUCAUCAUACUUCCCGUGGUUAUCUCUAGUGCCAAAUCUUAACGUUACUGCCGAAAUAACCAACAAACCGUCUUCCUCCUUACUUCCAACGCUUCUCUCUUGGUGCGGAGUCAGCUCACUUGUAGUAGCCGACUUACGUUGGCUGGUUUGGUUUCUGGCGGCAAUGGGCAUUUUAUAUCAACAAAUCUUCCACGAAAAAUAUAAGUGGCUAGAAACGUUAAUUUACGUUCUCAUAGGAUUGUUGCCCUCCUUGCCUUUCGUUCAUGGCGACGAAUUUAAAGGAGUAUGGGAAUUAAAAUUAGGAGGAGCCUGUUAUAUUAUAGGUCUCAUAUUCUUCAAAGCUGACGGUCGAAUUCCAUUGGCACAUGCCAUCUGGCAUAUUCACGUAGCACUUGGGGCGUCUAUCCACUACUACGCAGUGUUCUCGUAUCUUAUUGGCUAAUACUGAUUGACGUGUAAAUUUUCGAUGUUACAGGUAAUCAGCCGUCAGGAAUUGGUUUCCGACUGUAAGUUGGUGUGUAUUAGUCACACAUUCUUCGAAAAAUGUAUAAACUAUGAAAUAGUUGCAGGGUUCAAACAGUGGUUUGGCAUUUAAGUGAUUUAAAAUAACGAAAAGCAUUAUCUGGCAAACGAGUGAAGGUCACGUUAUUUUUUUAGAUGAAGUUUUACAUGUGGUCUGUUAAUUUCUUUGAUUGCAAUGUAAUUACCCUCCACCUUCAUAUACGGUAUUCGUUUUAGUAUUAAUUUACGAUUUUCAUCCCGUUUCUUACUCUGGUAGUUGGUGUCCAUUUGGGACCUUUUUCUAUUAGAAUGUGUAUGGUGUUAGUUGAAUCAAUCCAUCGCGUUUAGUUCUUCAAAAAAUAUUCUUAUUAUCUAUGUUAGCAUAAUAUCUAGAAAUGUAAGCUAGACCAUUAUUUAUCUUUUAAGAUGGUACAUUGGUCCAUUGAAAAUUUAGUUAAGGUAGCGCCGCCUGAUUGGUAACUGAUCUCUGCUUAAACGGUGACAGUCAAUAGAACAUGACCCCACUUUUCCCUUCCAAAAUAUAAAUAGAUCAACAUUAAGUGUGAAUAUUGUAAACUAGAAGAUGGCUAAUUGUCAUAAACUUCCCAAACUGAGUAGUCAUGACGUUUUCUUUCUGCUGUUCAUUACGAAAUAUUUUAUUUUGUUAGUACAAACAGAUAAAGAGAUGUCUCACCUAAUAAAAAGUCAAGCAGUA